This is a messenger RNA of Branchiostoma floridae (Florida lancelet), 1947 nucleotides long. Its product is annotated as chitotriosidase-1-like. The record is from RefSeq and is a predicted model, not a curated record. The coding region runs from base 1 to 1947 and encodes 648 amino acids. The transcript has 13 exons. Gene Ontology annotation, cellular component: extracellular region. Gene Ontology annotation, biological process: carbohydrate metabolic process; chitin catabolic process. Lineage: Eukaryota; Metazoa; Chordata; Leptocardii; Amphioxiformes; Branchiostomatidae. Gene Ontology annotation, molecular function: chitinase activity; chitin binding.
AUGGCGGAGGAGCCUUUAGCCCCAGUGGACGGCCAGUGGGCCACCUGGAGCACCUGGAGCAGCUGCAGCGCCACCUGCGGCUCCGGUACGCACAGCAGGCGCCGCACCUGCACAGACCCUGCGCCCGAGAGCGGCGGCGCACCCUGCUCUGGGAACGAGCUGGAGAUGCAGGCGUGUCAAACCGGCGUGACCUGUCCGGGUGAUUCUUCAGGUCCCAAAUGGCGGACGGACGGGCGGUGCGGGCAGCAGUACCCCGCGCCAGGAGCGACCCCUGGCGAGUGUGACGCGAACAGCAACGCUCCCUGCUGUUCUGAAUACGGAUAUUGCGGAGCAAGCAGUGAGCACUGCGCCUGCGCCAACUGUGCCGACUACAGGCUUCCGUCAGUUGACGGCGGGUGGUCGGGCUGGGGCGCCUGGUCCCCCUGUCACGGGUUCUGCGGCACGGGCAGAGAGCAGCGCACCCGGACCUGCAGUAAUCCCGCUCCGCAGAAUGGGGGCGCUGCUUGCCAGGGGGACGCAUCUGAGGACAGGGAGUGCGACACCGGGACGACCUGCCCACCCCCUGACAGCCGGACGUACCGCCGCGUGUGCUACCACACCAACUGGGCGCAGUACCGGAGCGAGCCCGCCACCUUCCUACCCGAGGACAUUGACCCCUGGCUCUGCACGCACGUCAUGUACGCCUUCGCCGUGCUGCAGGGCAACCGGCUCAAGGCGUUUGAGGCGAACGACGAGAGCACCCCGGGGCAGGUCGGGAUGUACGAGAGGACUAAUCAUGCAUUUGACUCCCGGGCCCCUCCCCCAUACGUACAGGACACCAACCCUGAUCUGAAGAUCUCCCUAGCGGUUGGCGGAUGGAACGUGGGGUCGGGGCCGUUCUCCGACAUGGUAUCGACGCCGGCGAACAGAGCCGAGUUCGUCACGACGUCACUCGGCUUUCUCCGGCAGUGGGACUUUGACGGACUGGACCUGGACUGGGAGUACCCUGCACAGCGUGCAGGUUCGCGCCCGGAGGACAAGCAGAGGUUCACGCUUCUCGUGCAGGAGCUGAAGGCUGCGUUUGACGCGGAGGUCCUGCAGCCUGGUCAGGAGCGCCUCCUGCUGAGCGCCGCCGUCCCUGCAGGAGAGAGCAGCGUCCUGCAGGGUUACGAAGUCGAUCUCAUCUCACAGCAUUUGGAUUUCAUCAACCUGAUGACCUAUGACCUGCACGGGUCGUGGGAGGCCGUGACGGGGCUGAACAGUCCGCUGUACCCUGCCGCAGAGGAGUCUGGGAACGCCAGGAAACUCAACCAGCAAGCUGCAGUUCAGGUCUGGCGCGCAGGUGGCGCCCCUGCGGAGAAGCUGAACUUGGGAAUCGCGCUGUACGGGAGGUCCUUCACGCUCUCCAGCGGGGACACCGGGCUACGAGCGCCGACUAGCGGCGGCGGGACGCCAGCGCAGUACACCCAGGAGGCCGGAUACAUCUCUUACUACGAGAUCUGUACCAUGCUCAGCAGCGGCGCCACCCGAGUAUUUGAUGCCGAACAGAAGGCGCCGUACUCUUACCUGGGGAACCAGUGGGUCGGGUAUGACGACGCAGAGAGUAUCGGGCAUAAGAUCGCCUUCCUGAAGCAGGAGGGUCUGGGUGGGUCCAUGGUCUGGGCCGCGGACCUGGACGACUUCAGCGGGCAGUUCUGUAACAAGGGGCGGUACCCGCUCAUGAACCUCAUCAAGGACAGGCUGGAGAUGGGGGUCUUUAACGCAAGCGACGCGCUUGACGGAGGGUGGGCAGACUGGACAGCCUGGACCCCUUGCAGCGUAUCCUGUGGGUCUGGAGCGGAGACACGCAGCCGCACCUGCAGUAACUCGGCCCCGCAGCAUGGGGGCGCUGCUUGUUCGGGAGACGGGACCGAGGAGAGGGCGUGUCAGACCGGCGUGACGUGCCCAGAUAGAGGUGUGACCCUGUGA